Messenger RNA from Candidula unifasciata, 1353 nucleotides. NCBI's taxonomy places the organism in Eukaryota, Metazoa, Mollusca, Gastropoda, Stylommatophora, Geomitridae. The record is from the annotation of a GenBank genome assembly.
AUGCGUGAAAUCGUACAUCUCCAAGCCGGACAGUGUGGAAACCAGAUUGGUGCUAAGUUUUGGGAAGUUAUCUCAGAUGAACAUGGAAUUGAUCCAACCGGCACAUAUCAUGGGGACUCAGACUUACAAUUAGAACGCAUCAAUGUCUACUACAAUGAAGCUUCAGGUGGAAAAUAUGUUCCUCGUGCUGUCCUUGUUGACCUUGAGCCAGGAACCAUGGACAGUGUCCGGUCCGGACCUUUUGGUCAGAUAUUCCGUCCUGAUAACUUUGUGUUUGGACAGUCAGGGGCUGGUAACAACUGGGCCAAAGGUCACUACACUGAAGGCGCGGAAUUGGUAGACUCCGUGAUGGAUGUCGUCAGAAAGGAGGCAGAGAACUGUGACUGCUUACAGGGAUUCCAACUGACACAUUCUCUGGGAGGUGGCACUGGGUCAGGAAUGGGCACUCUGUUGAUCAGCAAGAUGAGGGAGGAGUUCCCAGACAGGAUCAUGAACACAUUCUCAGUGGUACCUUCUCCAAAGGUAUCAGACACUGUAGUAGAGCCAUACAAUGCUACUCUGUCUGUACACCAGCUGGUUGAGAACACCGAUGAGACUUUCUGCAUUGACAAUGAGGCCCUGUAUGACAUCUGCUUCCGAACCCUGAAGUUGACCACUCCCACCUAUGGUGACCUUAAUCAUCUGGUCAGUGCCACCAUGUCUGGCGUGACAACCUGCCUCAGGUUUCCUGGCCAGCUCAAUGCUGAUCUCAGAAAGCUAGCUGUAAACAUGGUUCCAUUCCCUCGUCUGCACUUCUUUAUGCCAGGGUUUGCUCCGCUGACCUCAAGAGGUUCUCAGCAGUACCGGGCUUUGAGUGUGCCGGAGCUCACGCAGCAGAUGUUUGAUGCCAAGAACAUGAUGGCCGCCUGCGACCCGCGCCAUGGCCGCUAUCUCACUGUAGCUGCAAUCUUCCGUGGCCGCAUGUCCAUGAAGGAAGUGGAUGAGCAGAUGUUGAAUGUCCAGAAUAAGAACUCCUCCUACUUCGUCGAGUGGAUCCCCAACAAUGUGAAGACGGCCGUCUGUGACAUUCCUCCCCGAGGUCUCAAGAUGUCUGCCACCUUCAUCGGAAACAGCACAGCCAUUCAGGAGCUCUUCAAGCGCAUCUCUGAGCAGUUCACGGCCAUGUUCCGCAGGAAGGCUUUCCUCCAUUGGUACACUGGUGAGGGUAUGGACGAGAUGGAGUUCACUGAGGCAGAGUCCAACAUGAACGAUUUGGUCUCUGAAUAUCAGCAGUAUCAGGACGCUACAGCAGAAGAUGAGGGAGAGUUGGACGAGGAAGAGGGAGGUGAAGGAGAGGGCCAUGAUUAUGCAUAA